CGAAUAACAUGCUCAGUUGACAAUCACAUAUGAAGACGUGAGAGACUGCGAGAAUUUCUCUGCAGCAACAAAUAGACUCCGAAAUAUAAACCUGUAUUUCGCAAAUAGGUGCAGGAGGUCGAGAAGUGGCAUCAUGGACGUGUCCAGCCACAGCCUGUUCCUCCUGCAGCAGCUCAACGUCCAGAGGGAGUUCGGCUUCCUGUGUGACUGUACUGUCGCCAUUGGCAACGUGUACUUCAAGGCCCACCGGGCCGUCCUGGCUGCCUUCUCCAACUACUUCAAGAUGAUCUUCAUUCAUCAGUCAAGCGAGUGCAUUAAAAUCCAGCCCACGGACAUCCAGCCGGAUGUGUUCAGCUACCUGCUCCACAUCAUGUACACUGGCAUGGGCCCCAAGCAGCCAGUGGACCAGGGCCGCCUACAGGAGGGCAUCAAGUUUCUCCAUGCCUACCAGCUGUGCCGUAACCCCGAUGAGGGUUCCCCCGAUGUUGGCGACCUGGUCCGUAUGUCCAACCUGUACGGUAUUCAGAUUUCAUCCCAGUUGGCCAACAAAGAGGGUACUGAGGGCCCUAAAGGUAGUGCAGGGGCCCGAGGAGGAGGCGGCCCGGAGGACGGGCGUUCGUCCACCCUGGCGGGCCGCUCCCACGCCGCACAGUUCUCGAUGACCGUGGGGAUGGAGGGCCUCCCCUCCUCGGACCGUCAGCCCUUCUCUGGUCUCCUCCAUGGCGUCUCCUCAGUGGCUUCCGGCGACGACUCAGACAUCUCGACACGCAUCAAGCAGGAGAGGAUGGAGGAAGGGGAGGGAAAGGAGGGCCACCAGGUGCUGGGAAGGGUAGGGUCUCCAACAUCUCCCUCAGCCCAGGGUGGCAGCCCCUGCCAGGGCCUCCUGUUCAAGGAUGGACCUCUGGUGCUGCUGUGCCCUCGCUGUGGCGAGCGCUGCUCUUCCCCCGAGGGGCUCCGCAAGCACCUGUUCAGCCAUGCCGCCUGUUCCCUGGAUCCCAGUGGACUAAUGGAGGACCUCUCCCAGGGCAGGGUAGGGGACCCGGAGGGCCUUGAGGACAAGCAGCAACGUGGGGCCCCCCAGGAUCAGCUAGAUGCAGGCUGCUUAGAGGAGGCCCUGCGGCAGAGCCAGGCCCUAGCUAAUGAGCUAGCUGCUGAGCUAAGUUGGAGCAGGGGCGGUAUAGCCAUUGGCACUAGUCCACCCCCCACCACCACCUCCAGUACCAGUCACGCACGAAAGCGCAAGAUCGCUUGUGCUGUGUGCAGCUUGCGCUUCGCCCAGAAGAGCCAGCUGCAGGAGCACAUGUAUACUCACACGGGCAAGCCGUCACGCUACCACCGCUACAGCCGCCUUUGCAGCCAGCUCAUCCACGCCUCCGGACACUUCUGCGAGGGGCCACCGGAGGGCGGUGUUGGGGUGGCAGCAAGCACCACAGUAAUGUUGACGGAGGAGUCCAACAGGGAAGCUCAGGACAAUGGCAGCUCCUGCUAUUCGCUAGACUCUGAGAUCUCACAAGAGAGCGUGGAUGCCGUCACUGUGGAAUGAAAGUGAUAAAAAAAAACUGAGUUCCAAAUAUUUUUUCUUAUUCUUAAUUCCCGAUAGUACCUCCUGUUUCAGUUUGUUUCUUUGGUUUGAUUCCUACUGAACAUGACCUUGUUUCAGUUAUAGGGAUUCCUUACAUUUUGUCAUUAUCCUUCCACUUAUCUGCUUAUAUCCUGUCUUUUGUCAAUACUGUCAUCUUUCUGUUGGUUAGAUGAAACCCUGUGAUGUGAUUCCAGUGUAAACCUUAUCUAAUUUUAUUCAGUGAAUGUCUGAAUAGAAUAGAACAUUGUUUUUACAUGAUACUUGUGUUCUCUCUCUGUUGUCAUAUGUUACCAGCUGAUAUUGAUUGGAGUUGAGCAAAUACUAUGUAUCUGCAUUUAUUUCUGAGAAUUUGCACUUUCCGAAAUAAGUAGUUGUUGAAACAGGUAUAGUACCAGUCAAAAGUUUGGAUACACCUACUCAUUCCAAGGUUUUUCUUUAUUUUUACUAUUUUCUACAUUGUAGAAUAAUAGUGAAGACAACAAAAAUGUGAGAAUAAUACAUGGGAUUAUGUAGUAACCCAAAAAGUGCCUUUAUGACGGCUUUCCAUUCUCUCAACCAGCUUCAUGAGGUAGUCACCUGGAAUGCAUUUCAAUUAACAGGUGUGCUUUGUUAAAAGGUCAUUUG
Oncorhynchus mykiss (rainbow trout) is the source of this 2206-nucleotide messenger RNA. Its product is annotated as zinc finger and BTB domain-containing protein 25. Gene Ontology annotation, cellular component: nucleus. Gene Ontology annotation, biological process: regulation of transcription by RNA polymerase II. Gene Ontology annotation, molecular function: DNA-binding transcription factor activity, RNA polymerase II-specific; protein binding. NCBI's taxonomy places the organism in Eukaryota, Metazoa, Chordata, Actinopteri, Salmoniformes, Salmonidae. The record is from RefSeq and is a predicted model, not a curated record.